Molecule: messenger RNA, 924 nt
Organism: Cherax quadricarinatus
Lineage: Eukaryota; Metazoa; Arthropoda; Malacostraca; Decapoda; Parastacidae
Source: RefSeq, a predicted model, not a curated record
GAUGACAAGACUGUCGAUGGUGCCGACAUUAAGAAGGAAGACGACGAUGAAGCUAAGGAUAAUGAAGAGUGUGAUAGGAAGGAGGAUAAGAUCAAGAAGGAGAUGAAGAAGGAAGGGAAGGAUGGGAAGGAGGCCGGUGUGGGCAGUGGCAGUAAACCGGGCGGUGCUGCUCCGCCCGUCAAGGACUCCCGUGAGACAGAGAUCAUCCGUAACCUCAAGUCUGAGCAUAAGAAAGCUGUCAAUGAUUAUCGUGAAUUGAAGUUGUUGCUGGACAUGUACAAGGGUGUGGGCAAGGAGCAGCGCGACAAGGUACAGCUCAUGGCCGCUGAGAAGAAGGCUCGGCAAGAGGUCGAAGACCUCAAGACUCAGGUUAAGAAACUACAAGACAGUAAGAGAGAGGAGCGUAAGAAACUGGCGGAUGAAGAAGCCAUCCGUAAGAUAAAGCAACUGGAAGAGUCCGUCCAUCAGCUCCACAGACAAGUUGCUGUCCAGAAGCAGGAAGAGGAGACCUUGUUGAACGAGAUGGAGGUAACAGGUCAAGCUUUCGAGGACAUGCAGGAACAAAAUAUUCGUCUGAUCCAACAGUUGAGAGAGAAGGACGAUGCUAACUUUAAGUUGAUGUCUGAACGUAUUAAGUCCAACCAGAUCCACCAGCUGGCCAAUGAAGAGCGUAAUGUUCUCCAAGAACAGACGAACACCCUGACAACCCAGGUGGAGGCUCAGAACCAGGUGGUUCGUAAGCUGGAGGAGAAGGAGCGACUCUUGCAGAACAACCUGACCACUGUGGAGAAGGAGCUGACGCUGCGUCAGCAGGCGCUGGAAAUGCACAAGAGGAAGGCUAUUGAGUCAGCACAGUCAGCUGCUGAUCUUAAGCUCCAUUUAGGUAAGUCAGGAGAAUUUUUCAGCUGAUCUUCCUGACAGUUG